UCCUCUCGAGGGAACCCAAGACGCUCUAUAUUAGUGUGAUUUAACGAAUAACUCGAGUGACAUUAGUCCACUUGAUCCAUGAACAGGAGAAUUAAUGCGAGUUACGGUCAGUGAAAUCUUGUCAUAACUCAGGCAUCGGCGUUAUUAAAACAUUCAAUGCCGCUGAUACACGGAGAGAAAUUCUUUAGAUAAUUUCCUCAAUUAUGAUUUCGACCAGUUAGAAUUCAGUAUUCAGGGUCAGGUGACACGUUUCACACUGAUACUUUCCCUGUAGCAUGUUAAUCGUUUCCAACGAAUUUGACAGUUAUAUUUAGUGCUGACACCAAAAUUCUAGUGCUGACACGAAUAAUUCCGAGGCAGCAGUGAUGGGGCGAAGCAUUUCAAUAAAGAUCCUGUCAAUAGUCCUGGCCCUGGGCGUCGGUGUCACCGGUUGUCUCGCGUAUUACUUGGCCGAUAAUCAGCACGAUGCAACACACCGAGCAUCCGAGAAACUCGUGAUUGAUACUGACGCAGGAGGCGAUGAUGCCAUGGCGAUUUUACUUGCAUUAUCAGCAUGGAAGAGCAACCACUCCAAUUUCGAAGUCAUUGGCAUCACGUGUGUGUACGGCAAUACUUAUGAGAAAAAUGUGGAGACUAAUGUACUCAAGACACUCACUGUUGCCAACGCCGCCGAGAUUCCAGUAUACGGAGGAUCGCAAAAGCCCCUGAUAUCCUCCAACUUCACCGCGGGAAACUACUUCGGAGAGGAUGGCUUCGGGGACUUCCCGUUCGAGGAGAAAAUCACAGCUAAAGUUGAUUCUAAACACGCUGCAAUUGCGUUAGUUGAUUUAGCAAGGGAGCACAAAGGAGAGCUCAAUAUUCUUGUGCUGGGGCCCCUCACGAACAUCGCGGUGGCCCUCGCCCUGGACCCCAACUUUCUACGCAAUGUCAAAAGGCUGUAUGUCAUGGGCGGCAGUGUGGCGGGGAUGGGGAACAAAUCGCCAGGGGUUGAGUACAACUUCGGACACGACCCCGAGAGUAAUUUCGUUACUUUCAACUCAACUGAGUCCAUUGUAUUGUAUCCGUGGGAGGCAGUGCGCAGCACCGCAAUAAGUCGGGAAUGGAGAAGGAAAAUUCUAGGUGUCUUGCCCUCUAAAUUCAUGAAAUUCAUGAACAAAGUGGAGGAAAAAAUUCUAGACGAAGUGUUCUGGAAGCCAGCAGACGUGAUGGCAGCAGCAGUCAUGAUCUGGCCGCACAUAGCAAAAGAAAAUUGUUCAACCAGAGUCACCCCAAUAACCGACGGCGCAGCUAGAGGGGGCGUCCUGGUGAACUACGACGAUAUUCCCGAGAACAUCAACACAAAGAUCAUCCUAGAAAUCGACGUCGAAAUGUUCAAACAGCUGCUCCUCCACCAUUUCUCUGAGAAAUCCCCCCAACAGCGACAAAAAUAAUACUUUUUUCAACUUUUUCUACUCACAUUGAAGAAAUUCGUGCUUUUUCGGUCGGCGAAGAGCCCCUGGAGGGUCAUCCCUGUGUGGUACUGACACUUGAAUAUCCCCAUGAGUAGAUCUCGACAUUUGUUGUUGUCCUUGACUGUUUUGUUGUUGAAGUAGAAGUGACAGAGACGGUAUAUCGACUUGUAAUGCCCUGGGAAUCUCAAGACACACUGCUCCAGGCCUGCCAGACAGUAGCUGAUGAUUUUUGACACUUCUGCCUCUGUGAGAUACUCCUCUAGAAUAAUUAACGAGUAAAUUAAUCGACAAAUAAUCAAAAUCAUGACGAGAUAAUUUCUUUCCCUUCCUCUAAUUUUGUAGAAAAAUGAAAACAGUUCCCAAUUUUUUUUUCUAAUUCAUCAUUGCAUUGAUACUUUAUUAUAAUUGUCGAUUUCCAGAACCUCAUGGAGAUCAGAUUCAAAAGAAAAUCUCACGAUUUGAUCUUAACAGUAUGAUUUUUCACUCAAUCCAAUAUUGAUUUCAAUUUAAUUUGCUAGAAAUUUCUGAAAAUCCCUAUUGAAAAAUUCGCCUCAAUGCAGAGACUAAAAAUAGAGUGAAAAAAAAUUACUAAAUUGA
This is a messenger RNA of Diachasma alloeum, 2048 nucleotides long. Its product is annotated as inosine-uridine preferring nucleoside hydrolase. The record is from RefSeq and is a predicted model, not a curated record. NCBI's taxonomy places the organism in Eukaryota, Metazoa, Arthropoda, Insecta, Hymenoptera, Braconidae. Gene Ontology annotation, molecular function: hydrolase activity, hydrolyzing N-glycosyl compounds. The transcript is spliced from 5 exons. The coding region runs from base 366 to 1430 and encodes 354 amino acids.